UUGUGUGGUUGGGAAAGGAGCAUUCCGAAAUUAUUGAAUUAUGCCGUGUAAAUGAUUAUGAAAUACAUUUUCAGCACAAUUGGAAAAAUCGGGAAUAUAGUAGAGAAAGAGAGUGCACACAACAAGGCAGUUUGAGAAAGAACUAGUGAAGAAAAAACAAAAAAAGAAUAAAAAGUUUGGAAAGUGAAAAAGUGGAAAUAAUUUCAUCACUCUUGGAGAAUUAUAAAAGUAUUAAUAUUUGAAAAUCAGUACAAACAUUUGUAUGCAUAACAGUGGUUGGUUCAUUAUUAGAUUUAUUUGAUUUUCGCGUGAAAAUAUGAAUUCCUGAUCUUUACUAUGCUACGCUACAUUGAAAUCAACAWAUAACUGAGAAAACGAGAUCAGAAAAUUCCGACACCGAAAGCUAUUUAUACGCACGAGACACACAUGCAUACAAGUAUGUGCUUAUGAAACGUAUGUUGUGCUUCCAGUGGCAUCCAGUCGAAUUUAAUUGUGCAAUAAAUUUCGCAUUCUGCAUCCCAGUAUCAUACAUACACAUAAAUCUUCGAUAUUUUARAAUCUGCGGUAGUAAGUUCAAAAGUGUAAGCGAACAACGCACGGAAAGAAGAUGCAACGCCUUUUCUGCUUAGUCAUUUUGUUGCUCAGUUUGGUCGUCAAUGCUUGGGCCAUCCAAUGUUACUCAUGCGAAUCCGUCUACCACUCAGGCUGUGGGGAUGACUUCGACGAGGAAAACCACUUCAAAUUAGAUUGCUCGCAUGUUCCGCCACCGCGUUUUCUAGGAGACGACUCUGAUUUGCGAAACGCAACAGGUUGYAUGAAGCGGUCUUUUAAAGUGGGAGAUCUGCUGAGAAUCGAACGCAGUUGCUUUUUCGGKGACAUGGAUGACACGGACAGCGGUUGCCAACUGGAUCCUGCUACAGAGCAAGCGGAGCCAGUAUCGUGUAAUGUCUGCGACACUGAGGACUUCUGCAAUCACAGUCACCAACUGAAGGCAUGGCCGCAGUAUUUAGCGAUCGUUUCAUUUGCGUUUACGUCGAAAUUCUUGAAUUGGCUGAGCUAAAAUAUAAAUGUGUUGUAAAUUCMACUCAACUCUGAUUUCUUCAGUAUCCAGCUCCAACAGAAAGACAUAAAGUUAGCUGAAUUCAUCUGUUGAUGUUGAGCGAAAUACUAUUUGUUAUUUGUUUUUGUAGCGAGUAGUGAAAGAAAACAUUUUAAAUAAAUAAAAAAUA
Molecule: messenger RNA, 1229 nt
Organism: Bactrocera latifrons
Lineage: Eukaryota; Metazoa; Arthropoda; Insecta; Diptera; Tephritidae
Exons: 3
Coding region: 608-1060 (150 amino acids)
Biological process (GO): positive regulation of voltage-gated potassium channel activity; sleep; regulation of synaptic transmission, cholinergic
Source: RefSeq, a predicted model, not a curated record